GUCUAGACUUCCUAGAUUCACGUUUCCUGACCGCAGUCACUCACACACACACACGGAAAAACUGAACACGGAGGUCCAUGGCAUUACAUAGAGAUGAGUUUGCCACACAUCCUUGAGGAAACGCUGAUCAAACGUUCUCAGCAGAAGAAACGAACGUCUCCACUCAACUACAAGGAGCGAGUGUUCGUUCUCACCAAGAGCAAACUCACAUACUAUGAGCUCAGAGCCGAGAAGAGGUUCAAGAAAGGCUCUGUGGAUCUACAGAAGAUCAAGUGUGUGGAGAUCGUGAAGAAUAAAACCACUGUCAUCCCCUGCCAGAACAAAUACCCCUUCCAGGUAGUUUAUGAUUCCAGUACGUUGUAUAUUUUUGCUCCCAGUAAUGAGAGUCGAAGCGUUUGGGUGCAGAACAUCAAAGAAGAGAUCAGGAAUAAUUCUCAGAUCGCACUCAAGUAUCAUCCUCAGUUCUGGCAGGAGGGCGAGUGGCUGUGCUGCGGGCAGGUGGACAAGCUCGCACUGGGAUGUGAGGGAUACAACUUAUUCGGAGACGUUUCACGUAAACCUCUUCCUCCAGUUCCUGAAGACGAGAGCAGCAGCUGUACGGGUCGACGGCCGCCUCCUCCACCCCCAGGGGAGACGGAGCAGGGAGAGGAGGAGCCUGAAGAGGAAGUGGUCAUUGCACUCUAUGACUUUGAAGGGCUGGAGCCUCAUGAUCUGACCUUGAAGACGGGCGAAGAGUAUGUCAUCCUGGAAAAGUGUGAAGUCAACUGGUACAAGGCGCGAAACAAAGACGGAAAGGAGGGCUACAUCCCCAGCAACUAUGUGACUGAAAAGGCAUCAGAUAAAUUGGAGCAGUUCAUAUGGUUCAGUAAAAAUGUGAAUCGCAACAAAGCUGAAGAACUGCUCAGGAAAGAGGGUAAAGAAGGUGGUUUCAUGGUUCGAUUGUCCAGUAAUACAGGGACAUACACUGUGUCACUGUACACCAAAAGCUCAAGUGAUGGAGCGGCAGCGGUCAGACAUUACCAGAUUAAAGAAAUACACGCAUCACCAAAGCAGUUCUACCUGGCGGAGAAGUACAUCUUCACCAGCAUUCCUGAACUGAUUGAGUAUCACAAACACAACGCUGCAGGUCUUGUUUCCAGGCUUCGUCAUGCUGUCGGUGAUCAGAACAGAGAAGCUCCUACAACAGCAGGAUUCAGCUACGAUAAAUGGGAGAUCAACCCAUCGGAGCUGACCUUCAUGAAGGAGCUGGGUUGUGGUCAGUUUGGAGUGGUGCGACUGGGUAAAUGGAGAGCGCAGCAUAAAGUGGCCAUUAAAACCAUCCGGGAAGGAGCCAUGAGCGAAGACGAUUUCAUUGAGGAAGCUAAAAUCAUGAUGAAUCUGUCCCACCGUAACCUGGUGCAGCUGUACGGCGUGUGCACGCAGCAGAAGCCCAUAUACCUGGUGACGGAGUUCAUGGAGCUGGGCUGCCUGCUCAACUUCCUGCGGCAGCGCAGAGGAACGCUCGCGGCUCAGGACCUGCUGGGAAUCUGCCAUGACAUCAGUCAGGGGAUGCAGCAUCUGGAGGAGAACAGAUUCAUCCACAGAGACCUGGCGGCGAGGAACUGUCUGGUGAACACCUCGAUGGUCGUCAAGGUCUCAGACUUCGGGAUGACCAGGUACGUUCUGGAUGACCAGUACUGGAGUUCUUCUGGAACUAAAUUCCCCGUCAAAUGGUCUCCUCCUGAGGUCUUCAACUUCUGCAGAUACAGCAGCAAAUCUGACGUCUGGUCAUUCGGUGUGCUGAUGUGGGAGGUUUUCACUGAAGGGAAGAUGCCGUUUGAACACAGUCAGAAUCAUGAGGUGGUGCUGAUGGUCACUCAGGGACAUCGACUCUACCGGCCCAAAAAAGCGGCUCCUCACAUCUACAGUAUCAUGAAGAUGUGCUGGAUGGAGAAACCAGACGAGCGUCCCACCUUCUCUGAGACCUCUCUAAUGAUCACCAAUGAGCUGGAGGCCGAUGGAUCUGCGCCUUGAGCUCUAAUCGGACAGUUAGCAUCAUGUGAUCACAAAGGCUCACCGCUGGUUCGGGGCCGACACACACACUCAUCUGGAUUAUUCCGGGGGCCCAUAUGAGAUGUCUUCAUCUCCUCAGGAACCGAUUCCUCCAUUUAUCGGCCCUUCAAGACUCUUUUUCCCUGAAGCCCAUACUGAAAUAUGAUCUAUGCUAAUAUAUGCAAAUUACAUAUCUGAUAUUCAGUUUCAUAUUUGGAUUUUACAUAUAUAAAAAACAAAUCAUAUAUGCAGCUCAUGCUUCAGAAUGUUGCAAAACUUUUAGUUUACACACACACACACACACAC
Molecule: messenger RNA, 2337 nt
Organism: Danio aesculapii
Lineage: Eukaryota; Metazoa; Chordata; Actinopteri; Cypriniformes; Danionidae
Gene: tec
Product: tec protein tyrosine kinase
Exons: 18
Coding region: 94-2013 (639 amino acids)
Biological process (GO): peptidyl-tyrosine autophosphorylation; T cell receptor signaling pathway; intracellular signal transduction
Molecular function (GO): protein binding; non-membrane spanning protein tyrosine kinase activity; ATP binding
Source: RefSeq, a predicted model, not a curated record